Cannabis sativa is the source of this 570-nucleotide messenger RNA. RefSeq lists its product as uncharacterized. The record is from RefSeq and is a predicted model, not a curated record. Gene Ontology annotation, molecular function: protein folding chaperone; protein-folding chaperone binding. Lineage: Eukaryota; Viridiplantae; Streptophyta; Magnoliopsida; Rosales; Cannabaceae. Gene Ontology annotation, cellular component: cytoplasm; nucleus. Bases 1 to 570 code for a protein of 189 amino acids. The transcript has 6 exons.
AUGGGUGUUGAUUACUAUAACAUAUUGAAGGUGAAUAGGAACGCCACAGAUGAUGAUUUGAAGAAAGCUUACAGGAGAUUGGCCAUGAAAUGGCACCCUGAUAAGAAUCGUAAUAACAAAAAGGAAGCCGAAGCUACAUUUAAGCAGAUCUCUGAGGCUUAUGAGGAAGAUUUUUUGGAGAUACAGAUCGGCACCUCCGCCGACUCGUUAGCGAAGUCAUUGGACUCGCAGAGAGAGCUAUUCCAUAGCCAGGUCGAUCAGCUUCAAAGAAUCGUUGUCACUCAAUGCAAACUCACUGGCGCAAAUCCACUAUCCCAAGAAAUGAAUUGUACUUUUGGAAUUCUCCUUUUCUCCUCCUCAUCUGGAACCAAAAUGCAAGUGUUUUCAUUGAGGUUUAUCUUACCACCACUAUGGUACUAUGCUACAUUCUUUAUUCUGAAAAUGGUUACCUUAAAAGAUGCUAGGAAAGACCUAGACUUGCAACAUCAGUCAUUACAACAUAAUCAACUUCCUACUAUUGCAAUAGUGAGAUCAUAUGACACAUUUGGGGCGUCUCCGAAAACGAGCUGA